AUGUGGAGGGACUUUGCCACGGUCGUGCGCGAAAACCUCAUAGUGCCAGCAUCGCUGUCAUUGGCUCUCUUUUCCAAGAGCAGCUCCGAGGAACUGUCCACUGUUUGCCCCUAUGCUUUGAUUUUGCAGGAGUUUCUGCAGAGGAUAUUCUGUCUGGCGAUGAUCGUACCUGAAGUAGAUGAGGCAGGACAAGAAACAGGAGAAAAUGUA
Messenger RNA from Amoebophrya sp. A25, 210 nucleotides. Lineage: Eukaryota; Dinophyceae; Syndiniales; Amoebophryaceae. The record is from the annotation of a GenBank genome assembly.